Molecule: messenger RNA, 1405 nt
Organism: Arachis ipaensis
Lineage: Eukaryota; Viridiplantae; Streptophyta; Magnoliopsida; Fabales; Fabaceae
Source: RefSeq, a predicted model, not a curated record
AAAUUAAAACAAUACCUUUAGUACAACUAGCUUCUAAACCGUUCUUUCGUGUCUAUAUAUAUUUAUAUUUGAAAAAUUUUCUAUCAACCUGAAAAAGAAUAUUAAAACGAAAGGAUUUUCUAUUUUGCACAUUCAAUCACAAAGACGCACUCUCCAGAGGGCUUUGACGGAGGAUCGCCACCGCGCCUCAGCAGGCCCUUUUUCCCAUUCACUUCUCCCGGGGUGCAACUUCUUCUAAUUUUACGUAUAUCCUAAAACAAAAAAUUUAACAUAAACAAAAAGGAGGAGGUUCUUAACAAAUUCAAGAAUGACGACCAACCUUGAAGAAAGUGCAGAGGCGAAGCGGAGAAUCGCCGUCAUAGGCAUAUCUACUGUCAUACUUGUCGCUAUGGUGGUGGCAGUUACCGUCGGUGUCAGUCAAGUCGACGGGGACGAAAAAAACACGAAAAACACAAACCAUGUGGCUUCGACGGUGAAAGCAGUGAAAGCCCUUUGCCAACCAACAGAUUAUAAGGAAGAGUGUGAGGAAAGCCUAACUGCCGAAGCUGGCAACACCACGGACCCAAGAGAACUUAUCAAGAUUGCAUUUAAUGUAACCAUUAACAAGAUUGGUGAUGGGCUCCAGAAAUCACAUCUCUUGCAAGAGGUUGAGAACGAACCUAGGGCCAAGAUGGCGCUUGACACGUGUAAGCAGCUCAUGAAUCUCUCUAUUAGCGAGUUUUCGAGGUCACUUGAGAGAAUAGGACAGUUUAAUCUCAACAACCUCGACGAAAUCCUCACUAGCCUAAAGGUAUGGCUCAGCGGAGCGGUGACAUAUCAAGAGACAUGUUUGGAUGGUUUUGAGAACACAACAAGCAAAGCUGGUGAAAAGAUGAAGGAAGCGUUGACCAAUGCGACGAAGAUGAGCAGCAAUGCCCUAAGCAUAAUCACGGAACUCGCAAAUACUUUCUCAGAGUUGAACGAAACGCGGCAAGACAGCUCUCAUCGUCGCCUCAAGGAUGAGUUCCCAUCGUGGGUUGACAAUGGUGCUGGUGUACGUAGACUCCUUCUAUCGAGUUCACGCAAGCUGAAGCCCAAUGUGAUUGUGGCCAAAGAUGGCAGCGCAAAGUUCACUAGCAUCAAUCAGGCUUUGAAGAAUGUUCCUCAGAAGAACAUGAAGCCAUUUGUGAUAUUCAUCAAGAAAGGUGUUUACAAAGAGUAUGUUGAGGUUACCAGGGAGAUGAGACAUGUCGUCUUUGUUGGUGAAGGUGGCGACAAGACACGAAUCACUGGCAACAAAAACUUCAUUGAUGGGACCAACACUUAUAAAACUGCUACAGUAGCAAUUCAAGGAGAUUACUUUAUCGCCAUCAACAUGGGGUUUGAGAACUCUGCAGGUGCCCAUAGCAGUAGCACCUUUUAUUAA